AUGGCGGGUUUUCAGCGUGAAUCCGGGAGACAGUAUUACAUGUCGACGAAGACUCAAAUUCAGCUGAAAGUUCAGAUGAAUCCAAACCGGAACGACAACGGAGUGCUGGUGAGACUAAAAAGUACGAUGUUUUAAUUAACUCUACAGUUGUACAAUAAUUAAGUCAGGUGACGUUUUUGCAAAAUCUCCAGGUUUUUUGCUCAACCUGAAGGUUUUUUUUAGCCCACCUCCAGUUUUUUCACUCUUAGGGGUUGGCAGGUCUGCCUUAAUCUCGUUGAACGAAUAACAAAGAGCACAUUCAAGUAAAAGAUGUGAUAACCAUGGGUCAAUAGGCAUGUUUCUUUCACUCCAGUGUUUAGAGGAUAAAAUAACCGCAAUAUCAGAAAACCGGACUGAAGUGGAUUUAUAUUAUGACUUUGUUUUUGUUCAUUUGCGUGAUCCUCGUCAUCACGAACAUCCGAUCAGCUUGCUUAAUUCUUCUUCAAGUCAUUCCUUAAAGCCUCUGAUUCCAAUGUUAAUUUUUUCUUUUUCUUUUGUUUCUUUUAUGCCCUCUUCGAUAUUUGAGUAAGCACGUUUUUAUAAUUGCGUGCAUUUUGUUCAACUGUCACACAGUUAACAAAUGUUUUCAAGAGGCCGCCCAGGAAAUUUAAGAAUUUGAUUGAAAGGCAGAUGCGAAAUAACUUCAAAUGACUGAUUCACUAGUGUAGAUUCGCAAUGCAUCAGAAACGUCUUUGCGACAAAUUAAGUAUGGAGACAAAAAAAAGGGAGAAUUUGAAAAGAGGUACCCUAAAGAAUCCAACGAGCGACCUCUUUUGCUCUGAUCGGGAUUAAGAGGCGAAUAAGAAGAGCCAGGAGCACACUUUUUAAGUACAGCAACGAGUGUUCUCUUUGAUCCAGUUACUGCCGAAACCAUUGCAGAAGCACGUAAUCCAAACAUCAGCGAUGUAUUUGAGCUGUGCUGUUCACUUUCAGACAGGAAAGAAAGAGGUUCUUUUACUUUCAGCGCUAGUGGCAGUAGUCACUUUAAGAGUAAAUUGUUGGACAGAGCGCGGGAUGACAUGGUUUGUGCUCCACUACAAAAGAUGA
Porites lobata is the source of this 1086-nucleotide messenger RNA. Lineage: Eukaryota; Metazoa; Cnidaria; Anthozoa; Scleractinia; Poritidae. The record is from the annotation of a GenBank genome assembly.